Messenger RNA from Anisakis simplex (herring worm), 264 nucleotides. The record is from the annotation of a GenBank genome assembly. NCBI's taxonomy places the organism in Eukaryota, Metazoa, Nematoda, Chromadorea, Rhabditida, Anisakidae.
AUGAUCGAUAUGAUGAGCCAAUAUGUGCACUGGGAUAGAUUCCUGUACGACUUACCAAUAAUGGUCACUGAAAUCGGCAAACUGAUGUUGUUCUCGGACAAACAUGACUUCACACUGAACAAAGAUGGUGCCACCUAUCAGUACAUUCAGAGACAUGAAUCGUUCAGAGCAUUACCUGUACAGGUUGGCAGAAACGCCAUAAAUAUAGUGGAUUACAGUGCUUCGGGAUGUUUUCAGCUAGACAAGAAAUUGCACAGGAAUUGA